AUGGAUUCUCGACGAUCACCCAUAGACGGUCCCCGCAACGAGGAGCCGCUUACUGCGGCAUCCACAUCAUCACCGGCACGAGAAAUGGAUUUUCUAGCAAGGCGGAGAAAGGUGCGCAAGGGAACGAGGUCUUGCUGGGAGUGCAAACGCCGCAAAAUCCGCUGCAUGUUAGCGUCGCCCGGGGAUGCCACUUGCAUCGGCUGCCAACAUCGGCGUGUGCCCUGUGUGCCGCAGGAGGUGCCGGCGGACGACCUGUCCCCGCCUCCCGCCAGGAAGGACAACCGGCGUCUCGGCGAGCGCAUUGCCCGGGUCGAGGACUUCAUGCGAGACUUUCUUGUGAACAGGCAUGACGGUGGCCGCGACGAUAGUGAGCCGCGCCAGGGGCGGUUCUCACUCGACGGUCAUGAUGCUGCUCCGAGGCCUCGCUCCUACGAGCCGUCCUUUCAGCCUUCUCCACAGGCGCUGAGAGGGUUCACUCCGGACCCGUCUCUCCUCACGCCGGACUCGCAAAAUCCAUCGGUAGAUUGCCAGGUAAUAUCGGAUCAGGCCGAAACGGAGACCGCCCUCCGUCACCUGGUGGCUGCUCUCCCGUCUGAACCCGAUAUCAGGAUCCUGCUGCGGGAGGGUCUCCGGCCCUCGCGUUACACGCAUCACAUUAACACUCUGCCGCAUAGCAAAAUGACCCCGGAGGCGCUUGCGGCACCGUAUCCGUCGGCCGAUCUUCGGUGGCCUCGUCCCGGCAUGCAUCCCGUCAUGCUGGCCAGACUGAUGCUCACCUUUGCUAUCACAUUGCAAAGUCCAUCCGGGGAAAGAGCCGAAGGUCUCUCAGAGCCGCCAUGCGUGCUCGCACGACGCCUGGUGACGGCCGCCAGGACAUGGGUGACCACCAAGGAAGUGAUGCACGGCUCUCUUGAGUGUCUCAUUUGCAUCCUGCUGGAGGGAGCGUACGAAGUCAACUGCGGCAAUCUGCGUUGGGCUUGGGCUGUCUACCGCAGGGCAAUGACUGUCGCUCAGCUGAUGGGGCUUCACCGCUCGCCCGUCCCCCCUGUCAGGCGCAUAGACCCGGACCUUGAUGCCGAUCCCGGCUUUAUCUGGUUUCGGAUCGUGUAUAUGGACCGCUACCUCAGCCUGCUCCUGAGCCUGCCCCAGGGCACGUCGGACAAGACCAUGAGCGCCGUGUCCGCCCUACAGCACCAGCCCCCGUUGGGUAGGUUUGAACGGCUCCUCACUGUCAUUGCAGCCCGCAUCUUAGAACGCAACGAGAGCCCCUUUUCCCCGGAUCAAAUCUCGACAACACAAUCCAUUGACGCCGAGCUCCUGAGUGUGUCGCGGAGUAUGCCGGCCAGUUUCUGGCGCUCCCCGAAUUUCCACAACCUCCGGCCGGGGUCACCCGACACGUUGUUGGAGACGCUGCGUCUGGGAGCGCACGUCUACUACCAUGGCCUGCUAAUCCAGCUCCAUUUGCCGUAUAUGAUGCGGAUUGGGGAGAGCUCAAUCCACGAGUACUCCAAAAUCACGUCGGUCAAUUCCAGCCGCGAGAUCAUGACGCGCUUCGUUGCCCACCGGACGUUUAAUCCUAUGUCAUCGUGCUCGCGGCCUGUCGACUUCUUCGCCCUCCUGGCGGCCAUGACGCUUCUGCUCGCCCACCUUGACGCCCAUCGCCACCGAGAAGCUACCGACGUCCUGGCUCAUCAGCGGCUCAGUGACCGGGCCCUACUUGAGCAGGUUUUGGAACGCAUGGAUGUGACGCGGGACAUAAACAUGGGCAACGAUGUGAUGAGCGAAAAGAGCGCCCAACUGAUCCGGCGCUUGCUGGAGAUUGAGGCCGACGCGGCUGAUGGCACCAAUUACCAAACAGAUAGCGUAAGUGGCGGGGACGAGCAUGCGGUUGAAGGAGACGCCCUGCAGUUGAGUAUUCCGUACCUCGGGGUCAUCAAGAUCUCGCGCCAAGGUCCGAUCUCGCGGGAACUGUCCGUCGGGAAUGUCGUGGCUCGGGUGCAUCGAACACCCCAAGCUGAUGCACCGCGGAGAGAAGGUCCGGGUACAUCAGGCGAGUCGGCUACGUCUCUAUCCCGUGCAUCGCUUUCGGACGAGCUGUCGGUUGGCCCCUCAUCGACAAGCACGCAGUUACAGGGACCCUGGUUUGAGCAGUCGGUGAUGCAGUGCCCCAAUUCUAGCUAUGAUACCAUGGUUUUGCGGAAUUAUGCCACACUUCCUCCGAUCGCGGCCGGAGCCAAUGACUGGCCGUUCCAGGGCGUCGACAUGGCCUUUUUCGAUGGUCUUAUGAGAGGAACAACCUGUCCGGAAGCUGCCCGGUCAGAGCAGUGA
Canariomyces notabilis is the source of this 2328-nucleotide messenger RNA. RefSeq lists its product as uncharacterized. Gene Ontology annotation, molecular function: DNA-binding transcription factor activity, RNA polymerase II-specific; zinc ion binding. Bases 1 to 2328 code for a protein of 775 amino acids. The transcript is spliced from 2 exons. Gene Ontology annotation, biological process: regulation of DNA-templated transcription. The record is from RefSeq and is a predicted model, not a curated record. Lineage: Eukaryota; Fungi; Ascomycota; Sordariomycetes; Sordariales; Chaetomiaceae.